AUGCCCGCACCGUUGUAUACCCAACUAUCUGGGGCCAGCGCCAACAAGAACGGCCAGCCAAAGAGACUGAUUGUGUGUUGCGAUGGGACGUGGCAGGAUUCUCUUGGUGCUAGGGACCAGGAACCCCCCUCCAACGUGACGCGCAUCUCCCGCGUGCUCUGCCGCACUUGCAGCGACGGCACCCACCAAGUCAUCAGCUACCACGCUGGCGUGGGCACGGCCAACUCGCUCGACCGCUUCACCGGCGGCACCUUCGGCAUGGGCCUGGACCAGGAUAUCCGCGAGGUCUAUAAUUUCAUCUGCACUAACUACGUCGACGGCGACGAUAUCAUUCUCAUCGGCUUCUCGCGCGGAGCGUUUACUGCGCGCUCCGUUGCGGAUAUGAUCGCCAGCGUGGGGCUGCUGACGCCGGACGGGCUGGACUAUUUUUACGAGAUUUUUGAGGACUACGAGAAUAUUGGGAGUACGUCCCGGCCGGUCGAGGAAUUUUUGGUGGGGGAUUUGGAGAAGUAUGAUGGGAGUGUGGGCACGAAAAAGGGGGAAUGGGAGGCGAGGAGGAUGGAGAGAUAUAAGAACGCGCUGAAGGAGCGCGGAUUUACUCGUGAUACCUACCAAGACGGCAGCACAGUAAUUAAAAUUAAGGCUCUCGCCGUUUGGGAUACCGUCGGCACGCUGGGCAUCCCCCCUGCCCCGGUGAUAGGGGUUGAUAACGCCUUCCAGGCCAUCGCCCUUGACGAGCCACGCUAUGCCUUCCGUCCGUCGCUGUGGGAGCGCGCACCGGGCAGCACAACACGCCUCAAGCAGGUUUGGUUUCCGGGUUCACAUUCGAAUGUCGGGGGCGGCUGGGAGGACCAGCAGAUUGCCGAUAUCACGCUGGCUUGGAUGGCCGACCAACUCUCCUCGCUCGGCGUCGAGUUCAACUUCAAGCGCAUGAUGCACACCUUCACCGAGACCCUGCGCUUCUCCGCCGCUCAUCCCUUCCCCUACGUCCCGAUCCUCUCACCAUCCUUUUCCUCACUCAAAUCCCUCGUAACUCGACCCGUGCGCUCCCUCCUCCCGUCGAAAUCGACCUCGCCUUUGCCCUGGGCCUGCUCACCCAUCUACCACUCCCCUUUCAACACCUCAAAAGACUCUUCGUCCCCCAACGGCGGCACGCCCACCUCUUCUUCUGACUCCGACUCCCUCAAAUCGAAGACGAAACAUAAGAAAGUGAAACGCUCCCCUGGCCCCUGCACCCUCCGCACAACCUCUUCCUGCUCGGCCCCUCAUCCAGAACCAUCUCUCCCCCCGGCGACGUUAUUCACGACCUACGGCGCCCGCCCCUGGUCCCUGGGCCAGAUCCGUCGCCCCACCAGCGUCAUGACCACCAUGGCGGGGACAACCAUCCGCCGGCCGGGGAGAACCUUGAGAGUAGAUGAGACCACCAAUGAGGACACCGACGAGCCGUUGCUUAACACCGGCGAACGGAUCCACUCCAGCGUGCGUGUAAGACUUGCGUGUCAGGGUCUAAGCGUGGAUGACGAGUCCCUGUGGGCGUGUGAAGCCCUUCUUGGCGCAGGCUGGGUCCUGGAACGCGGUCGCGUAAGCGAUUCUUCUGCUACUGUCUGGGAACCUGGCGAGGAGGAGUACGUUGCCAAAUGCUUGCGCGACGGGCCGAGAGAGGUGACUGACCUCGCGUGGUGCGGGGAGUAUCCUUCUAAUGGGGUGUAUCCUGUUAAGGAGGGGGAUCGUGAGUGGAAAUGGGUGUGGAAGGGGAAGGUGAAGGGGAAGAAUGGGGAAGAGGAGAUGCAGGUGCCGCAGGAGUUGGAGUUGCCUGAGGAACCGUUGUGUGGGUAUUGGGAGAGGGUUUUGCUGGGGUUGAUGUGUGGCGAGGUGGAUGUUUGGAGGUGGGCUCUAGGGGCGUAG
Thermochaetoides thermophila DSM 1495 is the source of this 1905-nucleotide messenger RNA. RefSeq lists its product as uncharacterized. The coding region runs from base 1 to 1905 and encodes 634 amino acids. The record is from RefSeq and is a predicted model, not a curated record. The transcript has 5 exons. NCBI's taxonomy places the organism in Eukaryota, Fungi, Ascomycota, Sordariomycetes, Sordariales, Chaetomiaceae.